CGAUUCCCGAAAUUAUCGUCUGUGUGUUGGAUCGUUUCGGGGUGGCGAUAAGCCAACUGAAUCCUCUUGGCAUCCAGCACCUCAUUAGAGUCCUGAUCCUGAGCUACGAGCAUGGUCUCACCCUUACCGUCGAUCACUUCGAAGCGCUUCUUCGGUUACAGAUCAUCAAGGAUACGGUCACGUACAGGCUGGUUCCUUGGAACUUCAUGUCGGUGGUUAAGGGGUGUACUUCUAACUUCAACUCGUGGAAGAAGUUUUUCUUCUUCGUUCGUGUAGACGCCGCGUCCGUUGAGGAGAGUUGUAUCCCAUUGUUCUGGAGGUUGCCGAACGAUCGUCCCUUCAUCAAUCCUCUUGCUCCGUUUCCUGAGGACAUUAUUGCGGUGAGGGAUCUGCUCAGGAACAGUCCUUUUUUCUGGACUUCCUUUACGCCGAAGACAGUUCGAAAGGCGCUGAGGUUUGUGCAUCCUAGUCCAGCUUUGGGCGGAGAAACAAGGAGUGAUUCCGAGCCUGAUGACCAAGGUCCCGACGCUGCUCCCACGAUUGCGACGGGGCUGAAUUUUUCGAAGGGGAAAGAUAUUGACCUCUUUGACCUGGAGUUUUCGGUGGACGAUUGCAUGCUUCCAGGAUGGGAUCCGGACCUUGCUUUCGGCGAUGGAAGCGAUACGAGCGAGGUCCCUAUUCUGGACUUUGAUUAUUUCUUCGUUGGUCUUCCGUCGGGCUUCAUGCUCCUCCGGCUACGAACGAGUCGGGGAGGCCGAAAGUCGUCGCGGAAGGAUCUCGUAUCAUCAACGGGGGCUUGAACUUGCUUGGAUCGGCCAUUGAGGCGAGCCAUAGAGAGGCCAUGAUCUAUCGCUUUAAAGCGGAGAAGGCGGAAAAGGAUCUUGCUCGCAUGCAAGACGAGAUGGUGGCGCGAGAUGCUCAACUCGCUCGUGAUCAUGCCAGGGCUGUUCGUAGGGCGGAACGGAAGGGCAAGAGGGAAAUUGUCGAGGUGAUGAAGACUCGCGCCUCUCAAUUCCAGGUUGAGUAGGGGAACCUCAAGUAUGCUUUCAACUCGCCGGGCGACUUCCGUGAGUGUCGCGGCUCAGUCGGGAGCCUUUGGAAGACGCGGGCGGAUGACUACGUUUUUGAGAGGGAGAUGGAGUUAAUGAAGGGUGGCAUGAAGGAUCAUGCUCA
This is a messenger RNA of Brassica napus (rape), 1173 nucleotides long. RefSeq lists its product as uncharacterized. Lineage: Eukaryota; Viridiplantae; Streptophyta; Magnoliopsida; Brassicales; Brassicaceae. The transcript has 2 exons. Bases 207 to 800 code for a protein of 197 amino acids. The record is from RefSeq and is a predicted model, not a curated record.